AUGACGUCUCAAUUCGAGCGGAAACAUGUUUCCAAACUGGUUCCCGCCGACCACAGGCUCCUCAUGCCGUUACUUCUUGCUGUUACAAUUGUCAACUCGGCAACACUCGGUUAUGACUCCUCUGUCAUGAACGGACUGUUGAUGCGGCCAUCCUUUGCAGAUUACUUCGAGCUGACAACUGCCCUGGAAGGGCUCAACAAUGCAGCCAACUGGAUGGGCGGCAUCUUUGGCGCGUUCCUCAUGCAGCCUGUCCCAGAUUAUUUUGGCCGCCGCAAGGCCAUCUACAUCGCCUCCGUCGUCACUGUGGUCGGCGUGAUCCUGCAGGCGGCCGCUCAGCACGAGGCAAUGUUCAUUGUUGCCCGCUUCAUCAUCGGCGUAGGUUCGGCGAUCAGUAAUGGAGCUGCCCCGACACUGCUUGGUGAGCUGCUCCCUCCUCACAGACGCAGCCGGCUCCUCGGUCUCUUCUUCUCCUGCUUCUAUAUUGGUAGCUUGGCUUCGUCGAUUGUCAACUACGGCAGCCAGAAUAUCCAGAACACGUGGGCCUGGCGACUACCUUCCCUCUUGCAGUUCGUCCCCAGCUUGCUGGCCGUCGUGAUCGUCCCCUUUGUGCCUGAGUCACCUCGGUGGCUCAUCGCACAUGACCGUGACGAGGAGGCUCUCGAAAUAUUGCUCAUCAUGCAGGGGAAGAACAACAUGGAUAUCCAAAAGGGGUCGGAGCAGCUUGAGGAGAUCAAGAGCACCCUGUCGAGAGAGGCCAAGGAGUUUCCACAUAAUCCCUGGCGCGAGAUGAUUGCCACCAAGGCGAACAGGCGACGCCUUGCGAUUCUUUGCUCCUUUGGUCCUAUGAUUAAUAUGUUUGGUAACUUUGUUAUUUCGUUCUAUCUUACCAAAAUUCUCAACCAGGCCGGCAUCACCAACACAACCACCCAAACGCAAAUCCAAGUCGUCAUCAACUGCUGGUCAUUCGCUGUGGCCGUACUUGGCAGUUUCAUGCUAGAUAUCCUCGGUCGCAGGAUUCAAACCUUCGUCAGCGUCGGCGGCAUGGUCGUUACACUUCUGCUGAUCGGUGGCCUCAUCAAGCUCUACGGUGAAAGUGAUAACACGUCGGGCAUUUACGGAACCAUUGCGGUUAUUUUCCUCUUCCAGGGUUUCUAUGCGUUCGGCAUCACGCCAAUGACCAGUUUGUACCCUACCGAGGUGUCUCCUUUCAAGCUGCGUACUACUGGUCUUGCCAUUUUCCGCAUGCUCGACUCCGGAUUCGGUCUUCUCGCUUCCUUCGCCAUGGCAUACGCAAUGGUCAACCUGGGCUGGAAAUUCUACUUCAUCAACGCAUCAUGGAACUUCGUCUUCCUCAUCAUUGCCUACUUCACAUUCGUCGAGACCAAGGGCCUCAAGCUCGAGGAGAUCAAUGCCAGGUUUGGGGAUGUCAACGUCACGGAUGGUAUUGAGGCUGAGCAGCCAGUGUCGGAAGGGUCGAUCGACGGUGGCAACUUGAAGGGUGGGAAGGUUCUUGAGAGUAGCCGGGAGCUUCGUGCUAAAGAG
Messenger RNA from Clonostachys byssicola, 1542 nucleotides. NCBI's taxonomy places the organism in Eukaryota, Fungi, Ascomycota, Sordariomycetes, Hypocreales, Bionectriaceae. The record is from the annotation of a GenBank genome assembly.